This is a messenger RNA of Zea mays, 757 nucleotides long. RefSeq names its product vacuolar ATP synthase subunit F. Gene Ontology annotation, molecular function: proton-transporting ATPase activity, rotational mechanism. The record is from RefSeq and is marked validated. Lineage: Eukaryota; Viridiplantae; Streptophyta; Magnoliopsida; Poales; Poaceae. Gene Ontology annotation, biological process: proton transmembrane transport. Gene Ontology annotation, cellular component: proton-transporting V-type ATPase, V1 domain; membrane.
CAGAAUUCCUGUCACUGCUCGAAAUCGAUCCGAUCUCCGCUCGCGCUGAAGCCUGAUCUCCACCGGGUUCGCAGCAGGGGCGCAGGACCUCGAUCACGAGGAGGCAGGGGAGCAGCAUCCACAACCACAAGCCAUGGCGGGGAGGGCCAACAUCCCCACUAACAACUCCGCCCUCAUCGCAAUCAUCGCCGACGAGGACACCGUCACUGGCUUCUUGAUGGCCGGCGUUGGCAAUGUUGAUCUGCGCAAGAAAACCAACUACCUCCUCGUCGACAACAAGACGACAGUUAAACAAAUCGAGGAUGCGUUCAAAGAAUUUACUACGAGGGAGGAUAUUGCUAUUGUGCUCAUCAGUCAGUAUAUUGCCAACAUGAUAAGGUUUCUGGUGGAUAGCUACAACAAGCCCGUCCCUGCUAUUCUGGAGAUCCCAUCCAAGGACCAUCCAUAUGAUCCAGCGCACGACUCUGUGCUCUCUCGAGUGAAAUAUCUGUUCUCUGCAGAAUCGGUGGCGUCUGAUAGGCGAUGAAGGCAUCCUUGCGUAGCAGUACCCUUCGAUGCAUCUAUUUUGUUAUGGUAUUGAAAAGAAGAUGGCACGUACCAUUGGGUGCGAGCGAGCCAGCAUGAAUAAUAAUGAGCUUGCAAACAAUGAUUGGUUGAACUAAACCAACACAAUUUUUUUUCAUAAAUGGUUCGAAUGAUAUUUUGGUGCUUGUGUUUGAUUGGUUAUUAGGGAAUAAAAUGCGAUUGUUAUGACGAA